GAGGCAGCCGCUAAGCGCCCCACCACUUUGCCAAGCAGCGGCUUGAGGCGGUGGCACCUGGCAGUUAUGGCCACGGCCAGCGUGCGGGACAAGGCGGCUGCGCUGAAUCUCUCGGCUAUGCACAGCCCCGCGCAGAAGCCUCCGGGUUUCAGUGUGGCCCAGAAGCCAUUUGGAGCUACAUACAUAUGGAGCAGCAUUGUCAACACUCUUCAAACCCAAGUUGAAGUGAAAAGACGAAGGCACCAUUUAAAGAGACACAAUGAUUGCUUUGUUGGUUCAGAAGCUGUGGAUGUCAUUUUUUCUCACCUAGUUCAGAAUAAAUAUUUUGGUGACGUAGAUAUUCCUCGGGCCAAAGUGGUGAGAGUGUGUCAAGCCCUUAUGGACCACAAAGUAUUUGAAGCAGUUCCAACCAAAGUCUUUGGAAAGGACAAAAAGCCUACAUUUGAAGAUAGUAGUUGCAGUCUUUAUAGAUUCACAACGAUACCCAACCAAGAUAGUCAGUUAGGCAAAGAAAACAAAUUACAUUCACCUUCCAGGUGUGCAGAUACUUUAUGUAAGUCACCUGAUAUCAAGUCAACAAGCUUAGAGGAUCUUUGGGAAAACCUGAGUUUAAAACCCACUAACUCCCCUCGAGUAAAUAUCUCCACAACCCUGUCUCCACAAGUUAUUAAUGAAGUAUGGCAAGAAGAAACAAUUGGGCGUCUACUACAAUUGAUAGAUCUUCCACUUCUUGACUCCUUACUCAAACAGCAAGAAGCUGUGCAUAAAGUUCCUCAACCUCAGAGGCAGCCUGACCUGAUCAACAGCAGUAACUAUCUGGAUCGAGGGAUUCUGAAGGCUUAUAGUGACUCUCAGGAAGAUGAGUGGCUUUCUGCAGCAAUUGACUGCUUGGAAUAUCUUCCAGAUCAGAUGGUCGUGGACAUAAGCAGAAACUUUCCUGAGCAACCAGACAGAACAGACUUACUGAAAGAACUCCUGUUUGAUGCCAUUGGCAAAUAUUACAGUAGUAGGGAACCUCUGUUAAAUCACUUAUCUGAUGUUCAUAAUGGAAUUGCAGAGCUCUUAGUGAAUGGGAAGACUGAAAUUGCACUAGAAGCGACUCAGCUCUUUCUAAAGCUUUUAGAUUCCCCAAAGAGAGAAGAAUUUAGAAGACUACUGUAUUUCAUGGCUGUUGCAGCACAUCCUUCUGAAUUUAAGUUGCAGAAAGAAAGUGACAAUCGAAUGGUUGUGAAAAGGAUAUUCUCAAAAGCUAUUGUUGACAAUAAAAACUUAUCCAAAGGCAAAACUGAUCUUCUGGUACUUUUUUUAGUGGAUCACCAAAAAGAUGUCUUUAAGAUUCCUGGAACUCUGCAUAAAAUUGUCAGUGUUAAGCUCAUGGCUAUUCAGAAGGGAAGAGACCCAAAUCAAGAUGCAGGCUAUAUCUAUUGCCAGAGAAUUACUCCCAGUGACUAUUCUGAAAAUAAAGAGAAGGCAACCAAGGAUGAGCUGUUGAAUUUACUAAAAACUAUUGAUGAGAAUUCAAAACUGUCUGCCAAAGAGAAGAAGAAAUUGCUAAGUCAGUUCUAUAAGUCUCACCCAAAUACCUUUAUUGAAUAUUUUGGAGAUUGUAUUACUAAUGUUUGUAUAUAACUUGUGUAUUUUAAAAAACUAAUUAUGUAUUUUAAAGACAAUCACAUCUGUAAGGCUGAAAAUUCUUCCAAAUAUGAAACUAUACUUAAUAAAAUUUAUUUUGUGUAA
Messenger RNA from Erinaceus europaeus (western European hedgehog), 1737 nucleotides. It is a transcript of the gene DEPDC7, whose product is annotated as DEP domain containing 7. Gene Ontology annotation, biological process: intracellular signal transduction. The record is from RefSeq and is a predicted model, not a curated record. The transcript has 9 exons. Bases 67 to 1629 code for a protein of 520 amino acids. Lineage: Eukaryota; Metazoa; Chordata; Mammalia; Eulipotyphla; Erinaceidae.